Messenger RNA from Lutra lutra (Eurasian river otter), 1903 nucleotides. It is a transcript of the gene CATSPER2, whose product is annotated as cation channel sperm associated 2. Gene Ontology annotation, molecular function: calcium-activated cation channel activity. Gene Ontology annotation, biological process: flagellated sperm motility; monoatomic ion transport; fertilization. The record is from RefSeq and is a predicted model, not a curated record. NCBI's taxonomy places the organism in Eukaryota, Metazoa, Chordata, Mammalia, Carnivora, Mustelidae. The coding region runs from base 196 to 1797 and encodes 533 amino acids. The transcript has 13 exons. Gene Ontology annotation, cellular component: membrane; CatSper complex.
UGGGGCGGGGCGGACUGGGGCGAACUGGGGCGGAGUGGGGCGGGGCCGAGCUAGAGAUGGGGCGCCUAGGCGCUGGGAGCCGACUGUGAGCUCAUCUUUCGUGGGGAGAGCUGAGUUCUGGGGGCGCCAGAGCGGAGGUGGAGACGCAGACUUGAAGGCGGGGGUGAGUGGGCGGAAGAGAGCCUUGGCUGAGACAUGGCCACCAGUCACCCAAUAGGACACGUGCAACUGCCCCGAGCGGAUGCCAUUCGUUCACGUCUCAUUGAUACUUUCUCUCUCAUCGAGCAUCUGCAAGGCUUGAGCCAAGCUGUGCCACGACACACUAUCCGAGAGAUAGUUGAUCCUUCCCGUCAAAAGAAGGUUAUGUUGGGAGAUCAACACCAGCUGGUACGAUUCUCCAUAAAGCCUCGACAUACAGAACAAAUUACACAUGGCCGGAGGCUGAUGAGCAGGCUUCGAGUGCGCUGCAGUCAGAGACCACCUCUUUCCUUGUGGGCUGGAUGGGUCCUUGAGUGUCCUCUCUUCACAAACUUCAUCAUCUUUCUCAUCUUUUUGAAUACGGUUGUACUGAUGGUUGAAAUAGAAUUGCUUGAAUCCUCAAACGCCAAAUUGUGGUCACUCAAGCUGACUCUGGAGGUGGCAGCUUGGUUCAUCUUGCUUAUUUUCAUCUUGGAGAUCCUUCUUAUGUGGAUAUCCAGCUUUUUCCUCUUCUGGAAGAAUGCCUGGAAUGUCUUUGACUUUGUUGUCACCAUAUUGUCCCUGCUUCCGGAGGUUGUGGUGCUGGUGGGGGUAACAGGCCAGUCUGUGUGGCUCCAGUUGCUGAGGAUCUGCCGGGUGCUAAGGUCUCUCAAACUCUUUGCACGAUUCCGUCAAAUUCGAGUCAUUAUUUUGGCCCUGGUGAGGGCUCUCAAGAGCAUGACCUUCCUCCUGAUGUUGCUGCUCAUCUUCUUCUACAUUUUUGCUGUGACUGGUGUCUACUUCUUUGAGGAUUACACUCGUUCUACUCGCCAGGACCUGGAGUACCCCAUGUUCUUCUCGGACCUGCUGAAUUCCCUCGUGACAGUGUUCAUCCUCUUCACCAUGGACCAUUGGUAUGCACUGCUUCAGGAUAUCUGGAAGGUUCCUGAAGUUAGCCGUGCCUUCAGCAGCAUCUAUGUCAUCCUUUGGUUGUUACUUGGUUCCAUUAUCUUUCGAAACAUUAUAGUAGCCAUGAUGGUUACUAACUUCCAGAAUAUCAGGAAUGAGCUGAAUGAGGAGAUCACACAUCUGGAGGUUCAGCAUAAAGCUGACAUAUUCAAGCGGCAGAUUAUCCAAAGGAGACAAAACCUGUCCCCUGAGGUAAUGAGGUCAAGCAUAAGCAAAGUGGAUACCAGAGAUCCCAAUCAACAAAGGGAAUCUUUGGUCUUACCAGCAGCUUUUGAAGAAGAGUCUAAACACAGUGCUGAUGAAGAGGGUUCAAGAACAUCUGCACUGAAAAUAGAAGAGUCUUUGUCAAAAGUGAAAAAGUCCCCAUCUUCCUCCUCCUCCUCCUCUUCCUCCUCAUCUUCAUCUUCCUAUUAUUCCUCCUCUUCUGAAUCCAGAUAUCUAGACCCCAUCGGUCAAUUGGACUGGGAGACUCAUGUGCACCAGAAUCUGCCUGGACUAAUGGAAAUGGAUCAGGAUGACCGCGUUGUUUGGCCCAGAGAUUCACUCUUCCGAUAUUUUGAGUUGCUAGAAAAGCUUCAGUAUAACUUAGAGGAGCGUAAGCGGUUGCAGCAGUUUGCAGUGCAAGCACUGAUGAACUUUGAAGACAAGUAAAGCUGAAAAUGGAUGGCUUCAAUUUCUUUGGCAAAAAUUAAUGAAAAGAAGAGUUGGAAAUGGAGAAUUCAAAGUAUAACUGUCUAAUAAAUACUGUUGGUAAUUA